AUGGCACUUUUCUCAAACCAUCAUGAGCUAAAGGAAAGCCUCAUACUGAACCUCAUACUGAACCUCACGCUGAACCUCAUACUGAACCUCACGCUGAACCUCAUACUGAACCUCACACUGAACCUCACACUGAACCUCACACUGAACCUCACACUGAACCUCAUACUGAACCUCAUACUGAACCUCAUACUGAACCUCACACUGAACCUCAUACUGAACCUCACACUGAACCUCACACUGAACCUCACACUGAACCUCAUACUGAACCCCACACUGAACCUCAUACUGAACCUCAUACUGAACCUCACGCUGAACCUCACGCUGAACCUCACGCUGAACCUCACGCUGAACCUCACGCUGAACCCCACACUGAACCUCACACUGAACCCCACACUGAACCCCACACUGAACCUCAUACUGAACCUCAUACUGAACCUCAUACUGAACCUCAUACUGAACCUCAUACUGAACCUCAUACUGAACCUCACACUGAACCUCAUACUGAACCUCACACUGAACCUCACACUGAACCUCAUACUGAACCUCACACUGAACCUCAUACUGAACCUCACACUGAACCUCAUACUGAACCUCACACUGAACCUCAUACUGAACCUCAUACUGAACCUCAUACUGAACCUCAUACUGAACCUCACACUGAACCUCAUACUGAACCUCACACUGAACCUCAUACUGAACCUCACACUGAACCUCAUACUGAACCUCACACUGAACCUCACGCUGAACCUCACGCUGAACCUCACGCUGAACCUCACGCUGAACCUCAUACUGAACCUCACACUGAACCCCACACUGAACCCCACACUGAACCUCAUACUGAACCUCAUACUGAACCUCAUACUGAACCUCAUACUGAACCUCACACUGAACCUCAUACUGAACCUCACGCUGAACCUCACGCUGAACCUCAUACUGAACCUCACACUGAACCCCACACUGAACCCCACACUGAACCUCAUACUGAACCUCAUACUGAACCUCAUACUGAACCUCAUACUGAACCUCAUACUGAACCUCAUACUGAACCUCACACUGAACCUCAUACUGAACCUCAUACUGAACCUCAUACUGAACCUCAUACUGAACCUCACACUGAACCUCAUACUGAACCUCACACUGAACCUCAUACUGAACCUCAUACUGAACCUCACACUGAACCUCAUACUGAACCUCACACUGAACCUCAUACUGAACCUCACACUGAACCUCAUACUGAACCUCACACUGAACCUCAUACUGAACCUCAUACUGAACCUCACACUGAACCUCAUACUGAACCUCACACUGAACCUCAUACUGAACCUCAUACUGAACCUCACACUGAACCUCAUACUGAACCUCAUACUGAACCUCACACUGAACAUCAUACUGAACAUCAUACUGAACCUCACACUGAACCUCAUACUGAACCUCAUACUGAACCUCACACUGAACCUCAUACUGAACCUCAUACUGAACCUCAUACCAUUGGCGAUGAUGUGA
This is a messenger RNA of Knipowitschia caucasica, 1503 nucleotides long. The record is from the annotation of a GenBank genome assembly. Lineage: Eukaryota; Metazoa; Chordata; Actinopteri; Gobiiformes; Gobiidae.